GUUAUUUUGAAGGACAUGUGUCAUCUAUUUCAGCCCGUUAACUGUGAUGCGCAUUCGAAAAUGGACACAUAUAUAUCAUUUAGUUCAGCCCCUCAAUAAGAUAAGACAAUAAGAUAAUAAAUUUCCGUACAAUUUUUAAUACGGUUUCUACACGCGCGCAUCUUAUCGGUUUUUUUUCGAGGACAAGUGUAGACUUUGCAUAAGGCUUUAAGCAAAGUAGACAUCACAAAGACAGAGACUGAGUUAAAAAGAAAAAGAAGCAUAAGGAAAUAGACCAUCGUGAAACGAUGUCGUUGGACGAAACAGCUGUGGAGAAUUUCCGCGAGUACCUGCGGAUACCGUCGGUGCAGCCGGACAUCAAUUACGAUGAUUGUGUCGCAUUCCUAACUAGACAAGCGCAGUCCCUUGACUUGCCGAUCAAAGUCUAUCACAUACACCCUAAGAAACCGAUCAUGGUUUUGACAUGGGUGGGAACUCAACCGACGAAGCCAUCGAUUCUCCUCAACAGUCACAUGGACGUUGUGCCUGUCUUCGAGGACAAAUGGACCUAUCCGCCGUUCAGCGCUCACAUGGACGAGGAGGGCAACAUCUUCGCUCGCGGCAGCCAAGACAUGAAGAGCGUGGGAAUACAGUACUUGGAGGCGAUUCGCAGACUGAAACUGAACGGACAACGCUGCCAGCGCACUAUCCACGUCUCUUUCGUCCCGGACGAGGAGAUCGGCGGUGUUCUCGGAAUGAAAGACUUCGUGCACACCGCGGAAUUUAAAGCUCUGAACGUCGCUUUCGCGCUGGACGAAGGCGUGACCGCCUCACACGAUUACUUCUACAUGUUUAACGGAGACAAGUCGAGAUGGCAAGUUGAAAUAAAGUGCGCGGGCAAUCCCGGUCACGGGUCGAGCAUGUCGGACAACACGGCCGGGGAAAAAUUGAGAGUCAUAAUCGACCGCUUCAUGGACUUCAGGGCCUCCGAGAAAGCGAAACUCCCCGAAGAUUUAAAAAUGUUGAAUAGCUAUGGCCGAGUGACGUCUGUGAAUCUUACGAAAAUUUGGGGUGGCGUACAGACUAAUGUUAUACCCAUCGAGUUAUACGCUAUGUUCGAUGUUCGUCUAUCAUCUACCAUUGAUCACGAUGAAUUGGAAGCUACUAUCAAACGUUGGUGCAAGGAAGCUGGCCCAGAUGUGACAUAUUCCUUCAAAGAAAAAAAUCCCAAAGUCGAAAACACCAAGCUCGACGAUUCUAAUCCUUUCUGGAUCGCCUUUAAAAAAGCCUGCGGUGAAAUUGAUAUCAAAUUGGAAACUGGUAUCUUAGUGGGAGCCGCGGACAGUCGUUUCAUACGAGGGGUGGGUAUUCCUGCUCUUUGCUUCUCACCUAUUAACAAGACGAAGCUACGUAUUCACGAUAACGACGAAUAUCUGAACAAGGAUAUAUUCCUGAAGGGAAUAGAGAUUUAUACCAAAAUAAUACCAAGCGUUGCAAAUGUUUAAAUUAAUCUAGCUUAUACUUCGUCCUUUAAGUUCAUGGUUCAAAAUGUACUGUCAUCCCUGUGGCGGCGGCGGUCAAUAUGGAAACAUAUAUACAGGGUGAACCUAUACAUCUUUUUACAAAACUUGCGCGUUCAUUCGUUCGAUUUUAAACAUUUAUUUCUCGUUUAUUACUGAGAAUAUCGCAAAAUGGUACGGGACUUUUUCGUUUAUCUCAGUCCGUUUUACCUUCUCACGAGUUUUGUAAAAAGUUGUAUUGUAUAAUUCACCCUGUAUAUGUACAUAUGUAUAUAUAUGUGUGUGUGUGUAUUUGUUUCAAUCCUUCGACUUUUGUAAGAUUUUAUUGGAAAUCCGAAGAAUGAACUACGAUACGAUUACUUUGCGUCCUCGCUUCUAUUAUCUAUCCUUAUGCGGCAAAUCCGCGAUUUAUUUCCACGUGGUAGACUUUGAUCGGCAAGUCGAGGGACUGAACUUGUCUAGUGAAGAAGGCCACACGCUCAUCUGACGUGAAAGAUCCAUCAAAUCGGAAUGUGUUAUGCAUGAGGCGUAAGCAAGUGCAGACUCUUGUCUAAUCCCGAGUUAUUAAAAUUUACAGAAUUAUUUGUAGCAACCAAU
Molecule: messenger RNA, 2096 nt
Organism: Vollenhovia emeryi
Lineage: Eukaryota; Metazoa; Arthropoda; Insecta; Hymenoptera; Formicidae
Product: aminoacylase-1-like
Exons: 5
Coding region: 288-1484 (398 amino acids)
Biological process (GO): amino acid metabolic process
Cellular component (GO): cytoplasm
Molecular function (GO): aminoacylase activity
Source: RefSeq, a predicted model, not a curated record